AUGACAGAGAAUAUAAUUACACAGGUGUCCCAAGAAUCGUACGCACCGGCUCCUCAGCAAGCAUACGAGGAGGGGGAUAACAUAGAUUACGAUUCUACAAUACAUUUGAACAUUAGAGGUAUGAAUUUCACGAUAACCAGAGAUGAGUUAAUGAGCUUACCGGAGAGCAUAUUAUUAUGUUUAUUCCCAAAUGGUGUAUUUUUGGAUGAAAAUGGGCAAGUUAUUACCAACUUGACGGAGGAAGAUAUCGUGUAUGUUAAUUUUGAACCAGAAUGCUUUCAAUAUAUUAUCGACACAUUUGGCCUGGCUCAACGUGAUUUACAAGAAAUGCCGGCUGAGUCGCCCCAAGUUAGUGGUUACGGACGUUUUUCUCAGCAGGAAACAGGUGCCAGUGUGUUACAAAGUAAGCCGGCUAUUAUUGUCUUGAGAGAGGAUUUGGACUACUAUGUUAUCCCACCAAUCCUGGGCCUUAACGCAGAGCAAAUAAGAUAUAUCAAAUUGCAAGUCUCGGAAGGCUUGACGAAGAAUAAAAUGAUAUUCAGCGGUUUAGGCUACGACCCCUCGCUCUCUCCUUCAGUCGAGCAAAGAUUGGGGCCUGCAGAACAGCAUUUGUUCGACAUGUUAUGUUCCAGCGGAUUUGAACCAACUGGAAAAUGGGGCAGCAGAUCUCCGGAACCUAGUAAAUGUGUUAUUCUGUCGUUGCUGUUGGUACGUUUGAGACCAGACGAACCGCAGACUCCUGACUCGCCAUCGUUAGAUCCAAUACCAUCUGAAACGUCGCUUACAUCGAGAAAGUCGAGAUCUCGAAUCGCAAAUUUAGCUUCCAGCGCAUCGAGGGCUGCUUCUAGGUCAUUAUCUAAGAAUAGAAAAAGUGUGAAUUCCAACCAAACCAAGCUUUUAUUGUUCUGGAGGAAACCAGCUAGAAAGUGCUGGUGGUCAAAUCAAACUAUAGACAUUGAUGUGUCAAGCAUAUUGCCUAACCAAAAGAUAAUGACCGUUAAAGUACAUGUUAGAAGAGUCUGGACUUUGGAAUUAUCUGUUAUUGGUGUUCAAUAA
Molecule: messenger RNA, 1056 nt
Organism: Debaryomyces hansenii CBS767
Lineage: Eukaryota; Fungi; Ascomycota; Pichiomycetes; Serinales; Debaryomycetaceae
Exons: 1
Coding region: 1-1056 (351 amino acids)
Cellular component (GO): nucleus
Molecular function (GO): RNA binding
Source: RefSeq, a predicted model, not a curated record